UAUGGCCUACUGCAUAUUGUUGGCCAAGAAAAUCAACUUAUCAUUUCAGCAUAUUUGCACACAGAGUUGAAACGGAAUAAACAGAGUAUAGUGGGCUUCUGUGCAUAAAUCUAUUAGACAUGGUCAUAAAAUAAACAUGGGUUGUCUAACAACCAGACCCUGGCGUCGAUCUUCUGUUCACAGACCGGAGGACCCCGUCUUGAUGUCUGAUGAAUCAUCAGGAAAUCACAUGCGCAUGGCAGUGGCCUUGUGUAACUUUCCACCCCACAGGUCUGAUGAACACACUAUAUUUUUGGGAGACAGACUGAACAUUAUGUCAGAAGAUGAUGACAUGUUGAUGGUUUAUUCUACAACAACUGGCACAGAGUUUUUCAUUCCUCACACCUACGUUUCCAAAGUGCAUAAUCGGUGGCUGUUUGAAGGGAUCACAAGGAGAAAUGCAGAACAACUUCUUAUGCUGCCUCCAAACUACUCUGGAUGUUUUCUAAUUCGGGAAAGCCAGUCAUGCCCUGGUUCCUACUCACUUUCCAUGCGACAAGAUAGAGGCCAUGUGCACAAUGUAAAGCACUACAGAAUCCAUCAGCUCCACAACGGCUGGUUCUACAUCCACCAGAGCCACUGCUUCUCCACUCUCACACAGUUGGUGGACUAUUACUCACGGUCUUCUAAUGGUACAUACUGUCAGCUGACUGAACCUUGCUUACUUCAUGACUCCAACAGAGCUAUAGUGCAUAGACCCUCACCAAUAUCAAUCCAGAGGUCCAAUCUUAACUGGAGAGAUUUGUCCAGGUCAGUGAUUCAAAGGCAGGUAAAGGGAACCGACCAGGAGAGUCUGGUCAGUGAAGGACUAAGAGAGACUAUGAAAGCAUAUUUUUAUGUCACAGAGGAGUCGAAUUGGACUGAGUGACAUCCAACACAGGACAGACUUGUAAGACUCUGAUGAAGUUAAGUUAAAGAUGUUUUGGGUAUUUGG
Sinocyclocheilus anshuiensis is the source of this 973-nucleotide messenger RNA. RefSeq names its product Src like adaptor 2a (gene sla2a). The transcript has 8 exons. The record is from RefSeq and is a predicted model, not a curated record. Gene Ontology annotation, molecular function: protein binding. The coding region runs from base 137 to 907 and encodes 256 amino acids. Lineage: Eukaryota; Metazoa; Chordata; Actinopteri; Cypriniformes; Cyprinidae.